Molecule: messenger RNA, 1196 nt
Organism: Nomascus leucogenys (northern white-cheeked gibbon)
Lineage: Eukaryota; Metazoa; Chordata; Mammalia; Primates; Hylobatidae
Gene: RIPPLY1
Product: ripply transcriptional repressor 1
Biological process (GO): embryonic pattern specification; negative regulation of transcription by RNA polymerase II
Cellular component (GO): nucleus
Source: RefSeq, a predicted model, not a curated record
AUAAGGUUCUGGGAAGUAGGAGACCCCACUGGCUUUGGUCCCCUAAGAAUGGACUCUGCUGCCUGUGGUGCUGCUGCCACCCCUGCUCCAGCCCUGGCUGUGGCGCUAGCUCCAGACCUAGCACAAGCCCCACUGGCACUCCCUGGCCUGUUAAGCCCAUCUCCCCUUCUCUCCUCUGGACGAGAAGUAGAUGGGAGUGAAAGAGGAACUUGUCUCUGGAGGCCCUGGCUGUCUUCCACAAAUGACUCCCCAAGGCAGAUGAGGAAGCUGGUGGAUUUGGCUGCUGGUGGGGCAACGGCUGCUGAGGUCACCAAGGCUGAAUCCAGGUUCCAUCACCCUGUCAGGCUCUUCUGGCCUAAAUCCCGCUCCUUCGACUAUCUGUACAGUGCUGGGGAGAUUUUACUGCAGAACUUUCCUGUCCAGGCAACCAUCAACCUAUAUGAGGACUCAGACAGCGAAGAAGAAGAGGAAGAUGAAGAGGAGGAGGAUGAAGAAGAGAAGUAGGAGGCCAAUGAAAAGGGGCCAGAAGGGUGUGUGAGGGUACCAGGGUCCAUACCCUACAGCGCCACAGCUCAUCCCCCUUCCCCAUCCCAACCUAUCCAAAUGGAGGCAGCCAGAGUCUGAUUGGGGUUCAGUUUGUCUGGCAAGUUUUCACAGACAUCAAUUAGCCAGGAGUAUUAGUCCAGCAGAUAGAGCUUUCUGGACUGAAAAUUGGGUCCUCUAGCUGCCCAGCUCACCGUGGCUUACCUGACUGGCCUGUGAGCUCAGGCCUCUGGCAUCUCAUUGUCUGGGCUGCUGUUGUGUUGACCAUGGGAGGGUUCUAGGAGCUCUAGAAGAAGGAAGGCUUGCUGAAGCCCCCAGGAAGCAGAGCAGGGCAGGGAAUGCCCUUGUGGAGGGAAGUAGUCACUCCUCAGACCCUUUGACUCCCCAGCCUUCCCAGGUGGCCAUGUAGUCCUGUCUCUCUGUGGAAAGCCUGACUUCUGGCUUCACCCCAAGGAAUACCAACAGCAGAUCCAUGCAAGGUUGGGGUGCCUUUUUGAUGAGUCUUACAGGAACGGAAGGGGCUGUGUAGAGAAUCGGCUUGCUCUGGGGAUGCCCCCCCCCCCAUUUUGCCUGCUGUCCAUUGAAGUCUGUGUGUUGGCAUGAGAUGAAUCAGGAGAAAAAUAAACUGGAUGGUGUUUUCCUUUUUCUUGGAA